Mugil cephalus (flathead mullet) is the source of this 4036-nucleotide messenger RNA. It is a transcript of the gene nmt2, whose product is annotated as N-myristoyltransferase 2. Gene Ontology annotation, biological process: N-terminal peptidyl-glycine N-myristoylation. Gene Ontology annotation, cellular component: cytoplasm. NCBI's taxonomy places the organism in Eukaryota, Metazoa, Chordata, Actinopteri, Mugiliformes, Mugilidae. The record is from RefSeq and is a predicted model, not a curated record. Bases 84 to 1562 code for a protein of 492 amino acids. Gene Ontology annotation, molecular function: glycylpeptide N-tetradecanoyltransferase activity. The transcript has 12 exons.
GUUUUUCCGCUUCUCGCCUGCUGCCGUCGGUCGGCUCUGUUAUACGGCGGCUGGCUCACUAUUUUUUUUAAAAAACAUUUUUAAUGAUGGCGGAGGACAGUGAGUCCGCGGCCAGUCAGCAGAGCCUGGAGCUGGACGACCAGGACACCUGCGGUAUUGACGGAGACAACGAGGAGGAGAAUGAGCAUAUGCCCGGCAGUCCUGGGGGAGACCUGGGGGCCAAGAGGAAGAAGAAGAAGCAGAAGAGGAAGAAAGAGAAGCCAAGCUCGGGGGGAGCCAAGUCUGACUCUGCCUCCGACUCUCAGGAGAUCAAGAACCCUGGCUUGCCCAUUCAGAAGCUGCAGGAUAUCCAAAGAGCCAUGGAGCUGCUUUCCUGCCAGGGUCCAGCAAAGAGUAUCGACGAGGCAGCCAAGCACAAGUACCAGUUCUGGGACACCCAGCCCGUCCCGAAGUUAAAUGAAGUAGUGACAAGUCACGGGCCAAUCGAAGCUGACAAAGAAAACAUCAGACAGGAGCCAUAUUCUUUACCUCAAGGCUUUAUGUGGGACACUCUGGAUCUCAGUAAUGCAGAUGUACUGAAGGAGUUGUACACUUUGUUAAAUGAAAACUAUGUGGAGGAUGACGAUAACAUGUUCAGAUUUGAUUAUUCACCAAACUUUCUCAAAUGGGCUCUGCGUCCUCCUGGCUGGUUACCACAGUGGCAUUGUGGAGUGAGAGUGUCCUCGAAUAAGAAGCUCGUCGGCUUCAUCAGCGCCAUCCCUGCAGAUAUACGCAUCUAUGACACACUGAAGAGGAUGGUAGAAAUCAACUUCCUGUGCGUCCAUAAGAAGCUGCGCUCGAAGCGCGUUGCUCCUGUGCUAAUCCGAGAGAUAACGCGGAGAGUGAACCUAGAAGGAAUAUUUCAAGCCGUAUACACAGCAGGAGUCGUGCUGCCUAAACCUGUGUCUACAUGCAGGUACUGGCACCGUUCUCUGAACCCUAGGAAGCUUGUGGAAGUUAAAUUCUCCCAUCUGAGCAGGAACAUGACCCUGCAGAGAACCAUGAAACUCUACAGACUACCAGAUAGCACCAAGACUCCAGGUCUGCGGCCGAUGGAGAGGCGUGACAUCCACCAGGUUACAGAACUGCUACAGAAAUACUUGAGACGUUUCCAGCUCGCGCCGUCAAUGGGAGAGGAGGAAGUGGCUCACUGGUUCUUACCGCAGGAGAACAUCAUCGACACGUUUGUAGUAGAGGGUGCUGGUGGCGUACUGACAGACUUCACUAGUUUCUACACUUUGCCCUCGACUGUGAUGCAUCACCCUCUUCAUAGGAGCCUGAAGGCUGCUUACUCUUUUUACAACGUUCAUACACAAACCCCACUACUGGACUUAAUGAAUGAUGCACUGAUCCUGGCCAAACUGAAAGGUUUCGAUGUGUUCAACGCCUUGGAUCUAAUGGAGAAUAAGGUGUUUCUGGAGAAGCUCAAGUUUGGCAUAGGAGACGGAAAUCUGCAGUAUUACCUCUACAACUGGAAAUGUCCCCCUAUGGACCCUGAUAAGGUUGGCCUCGUACUUCAGUAGCAGGUCUCUCCGGGGCUACGACACAAACGCAAGAGGUCGUCAGUGACCUCUGGAUAUUCCUUACCUGGACACACAGGUAGCCCAAGCUAGACAAUUAGAACUACAACAGUCAAACCAACCUGGUGACCGGGAAGAGGUUCCCUCGACGCUCGUGUCACCAAGAACAUUCUCAGCUCACCUGGAGGUGAAAACUCUUAAAUCAUCCUGAAUGUGAAGUCAUGCUAUGCCUGAGAUACUCAUACAGUACAAUGCUCCUGACAUGCGCACUCACAUUUAAAACAGUUUGACAUUCAAGAGGAUGCCUUGACAUUUUGUUUAGUUCUUCUUCCUCAACCGUCGCAAAGGGACUGGCAUGUCAUUUAAUUUCACUGACGCGGGUGGAACUAUGUAAAUGAUAAUCAACAAGUGAAACAUGACCAGGUAGAGACAAUUAACAGCCCUUCUACUUUUGUCCAAACGUUUAGCCGCCCGUCCUCCACUUAUAAUUGUUCCCUCCCUUCGUCAUAUCAUCGUGGUGGGUCAGGUGUUUCUGCUGGCUGUUUCAGGCCUCGGUAGAAUUAGAAAUACUCAAAGUGUUUCUCGCAAACAGAGAAACUUUUAAACGGCAUACACGUUCACGUACAAAGAGACACAUACAUACAAAGAAGAAAAAACACACACACAUGAACAACAAAGGGUGUCUUCACAGAAGGACUCUUUCAACUGGUGCAUUGAUAUUCAUGUUUUUGUUAUAAAUAUAUAGUUAACUGUACAUUUAAAGCCAGAUCAUAUUUAUUCCUGUAGUGUGAGUUUGGGGGGUGUGGGAGGGUCGAUCCAAAGUAUUUUCCUCAUAAGUAGUGUAGAAGUCACUGAGUUUGUUCAACGUGGGUUUAAGUGGUUUUUAAUGAAGAAUGUAUUGCAUUGACGAAGCACAAUUUUUGAGUUCCUAAACAAGCUAAAGGGGUCGUGCAACCUCUGGUUUUUACAAACUACAGGAGCUGUUCUCACGUUAUAAAGCUGUUUCUAGAGCUGGUCUUUUUUAAAUACACCACGGUUACAACAUAGCGGUUAUAUUUCCACUUGUGCAGAACCUUUGUAGUAACAGACGGGAUGGGCUUAUCUGCAUGUUAGUGGUGGGGCCGUCCGGUUAAAAGCUGUCAAAUUAGAGGCUGACACGCUCAGCGCACAAACAGGGCAAUGAGAAUGAGAAGAAGACGCAUUUGAUUUGGAUUUUGUAUAAAUAUUUUCUAUCUAGAGACAGUUUUAUAAUGUAAAAAUGGCUUUAAGAGGGUGAAGUUCUCAGUUCAGUCGUGUUUAAAGCAAACAAGGUUCAUUUUCUUUUGUUCAUUUAGUCAUUGCCACUCACAGAUCACUUGCGGAGAAGCCAUCGUUGUUGGAAAAAGCCGCGCUGCUUGUGUUAAGUGGCUGGUUGGUCAGAAUUACAACACUGUGCAUCUCUUGUCAAUACAUUCAAAACCAUCCAUCCUGCAGGAUGCUUAUUGUGUUUGCAAUCAAAAAGAAAUGGAGCACAACUCUUGAUGAAUCGUAACAGGAGGUACAGUGGCUAAAUCAACAAAAGCUUCAAAUUUGAGCUUGUGCUGUUUUCCGGGUCCAUUUUUAUUGACUUCUCUUAUUUUUAUGGUACUGUAUUUUGUGUCAGAAAAGAAAACUAUAAUGUAGGUCAUUUUUUUUUUUUUAAGUGUGUCGUGCAGCUAAACGCGUGAAAGUUCUGAUAUUUAUAAUUGUACUUUUCGAAAUGUCUUAAAGCAUCAUUUAUGUUCUUUCCAGUGAAAAAAAAUAAACGCCAGUUUAAAUAGGCAACGUCAAAACUGAAUUUUAGGACACGUGGCAGUGCUCUGCUCUCAGACGAGCAGUACGAGGAUCUUUGAAAAGCUGCUGGUUUACUCAAGGCUUACAUGUUUCAAAUCGUCUCUCUGCUCCGAGUAGUGCUUCAGUUCAGGGUUAUUUUAUUUUAUUAUUUUUAAACGUGUUACAUUCACAAAGAGCAAUGUUACCGGCAUUAAUUUAACACUGCGAAUGGGUUACGGAGUCAACGGUGUGCCUCCUGGAUGUUGUCUUGUCACAGAUGUGUUGCCUGCAGCUGUUUGAAUGAACUUUGAGCAUGUCAGUUUUGGUGCCGUGUUGAUUUUAGCAUCGAUGUUCCUAGCCAUGCCCUUUAGUGAGAACUCAACCAGAAGUACCUGCCUUAUUUAAAACAUUUUUUUUUUCUUUAUAGAUUUGGAGGUUGGGGGAGGGUGUACUUUUGAAACUGUCAUACAGCUUUCUCUAACUGAAGAACAAUUUUUUAAUUCAAUUCCAUUGUAAGCUGUGAAAAAGCUGAAGAACUUGUACCAGCAUCAUUUAGACAUGAGCCCAUGCAAACAACAGUCUGUUUCAACACACACACACACGUAGACACACAUACACACAACACACACACACAUCAGCUAUACCAGCAUGGAUAUUUGAUUGAAUAAACUCACUUUAAAAAGGAA